This is a messenger RNA of Danaus chrysippus (African queen), 1272 nucleotides long. NCBI's taxonomy places the organism in Eukaryota, Metazoa, Arthropoda, Insecta, Lepidoptera, Nymphalidae. The record is from the annotation of a GenBank genome assembly.
AUGUCUACUGUUCUUCUUGCUGUCAUCGCCGUAAUUUUGUGCGUUCUUUUCCGAAUUCUGAAUGUUAACAGCCAACCUCACAAGCCCGUAAUAUAUGGCAGGGAUAGAAAUUUCAUCGAAAAUAUACUUUUCGUCGCACCAUUUCUGAGUGAACCAUAUAUACCGACACGAUUAUGGGGUUUUAGUGGUCAUGUCCAGACAAUACUUCAUAGUUUGAUAGGUCGGGUGCGUUGUCCUUGGCCUAUUGGUGGACGAAUAUCUCUCAUCUUGCCUGAUAAGUCAACACUGACAUAUGAUCUCUAUGAGCCACUAGGAGCAGAACAUGAGGAUGAUGUCACGGUGGCCAUUUGUCCCGGCAUCGGUAAUACAUCGGAGAGUGUGUACAUCCGUACAUAUGUACACUAUUCGCAGCGCCACGGCUACCGGUGCGCGGUACUGAAUCAUAUCGGCGCCCUGAACAGCGUGCCUGUGACAGGCGCUAGAAUAUUCUCGUACGGUCACACGGACGACUUUAAUUAUAUGAUAGAUAAUUUAAUGGAGAGAUAUCCGAAUACGAAGUUGAUUCUAGUCGGUUUCAGCCUCGGCGGCAAUUUGAUUACUAAAUAUUUAGGUGAAGACAGGAAAAGGCCUGAUAAUAUUAUAGGUGGAAUAUCAAUAUGCCAGGGAUACAAUGCCAUAGACACAAUGGUGUAUCUUCUUCAGUGGCAAAACUUCCGCCGCUUCUACUUGUACAUAAUGACGGACAAUUACCGAAACAUUAUAACCCGCCACAAGAGGACGCUGCUGAGUAACGAGAUGAAGAACAGAUACUCGCUGGACGAGAACAUGAUAGUGUCAGCUGGUACAUUACCAGAUCUUGAUGAAGCUUACUCAAGGAGGGUGUAUGGGUUUAACUCUGUAGCUGAGUUGUAUAAGUGGAGCUCAUCGGCCUUCUAUCUUCAUAAUAUAAAGACGCCUAUGAUAUUUAUAAACGCUAAAGACGACCCCAUAGUGCCAGAACCAUUGUUGCCACUCAUCAGAGAAUUUGUCAGUUCCCACGACAAAGCGAUGUACCUGGAAUUAUCUCACGGUGGUCAUCUCGGCUUCUAUGAGGGCGGCUUGUUGUAUGCUAACCCAGUCACGUGGUUGGACCGAGCAUUAGCUGCCAUAGUCGGCGGGCUCAUGAUGGCACACCACAAAUGUGUACCACAAGACAACGCCGAUGAACCAGACUUAAUAAAAUCAUCCACCAUCAUAUAUAGAGAUCCUCUGGAUAAGGCACUUGUAGUGUAG